ACAUCUGGAAUUGAGUGGUAUAAUUUGUAGUAGCAAGAGAAAGAUUAUGGCAGUCCGGCUACCAUUGUUGCAUUUGCUGAGCGUCGCCGCCAUCUUGUCUUACGUCACACUGACCUGUGGACAGAUCGGAGGACAGAACCCCUAUCUGGAUCCCAGAAGCCAAAUAAUCGCCGAAAACGUCCCCCAGCAGGAGCCGUUGAUAAUCCAUGAGCCGAAGGACGUGGUGUACGACCCUGCAGGGGAGAGGAAGUACGCCGUCAUGCAGUGUGCGGCAAUCGGCAAUCCUGAACCAACUUACGAGUGGGAGCGGGACAGGGUUCCGGCUGAGGAACAGCAUCUAAUUGAGCCAGGCACCUUGCAGAAUCCAAUGAAAGUGCAAGUUGGUGAGAGAUACUCCAUUGUUGGCGGUAACCUGACCAUAAUGAACCCCAGUAACACGACAGAUAUCGGCAGCUACAGGUGCACCGCUAUCAACUCUGUAGGGAAGGAAAUCAGCAGGACAGCCACACUCAAGUUUGCAUUUAUUGGAGAAUGGGACAGAUCUCGACGCGACCCGAAGACAGUAAACGAAGGCAGUCUGCUGACAGUGACCUGUAACCCUCCCACUGCUCAUCCAGCCUUGAGGUACAGCUGGUACAAAGAUAACAACUUCGUCAUUCCGGACCACCGUGUGCACAUAUCUGACCUGAACGGUGACCUGUACAUCGCGUCUGUCCGGGAGUCUGAUGCCGGGUCGUACCAAUGUCGUGCGACAAGCGCCGCCCCGAACUCCAACUCUAACGGGAACACCCAGGAUCAGUUCAGUCCUCCCACCGUCGUCACGGUCAACAACCAGCAAAAUCUGUUUGACACCCAGCCCUCCAUGGCCUUCCGAGUGGAGGACGUCACGGUUGUACGGAACCCGACUGCGGAGGAAGACGAGCAAUCUUCUGUUACCAUAGAAUGUUUCGCAACCGGAAGACCGGUUCCGACCAUAUCCUGGGAGAGACUAGACGCCCCCCUCCCCCCGAAGGCCAGACCUUCCAACUCCAAACUGGUCAUUACUGACGUUCAACAAGAAGACGCAGGAACCUACAGAUGUACUGCCAGGAACAGUCUGGGAUCAGUCAGCGACGAGGCUAGCAUCAUUUUGAACUCACCUCCUGAGUUUUUAGGUUUUAUUCCGCCAGAGUCGAGGGGGAAUGGAGAAACUGUGCGGUUUCAAUGUCCACCGGUGCGGGGAACUCAACCUCUAAGAUACUCGUGGUUUGCUGACGACGAAGCGAUCACCAGUGACAUCCGCAUCAAGGUCGGGGCGACUACCCUGACCAUCAACAACAUCCGCGAGUCUGACCAUGGUCGGUACCAGUGUCACGUGGAGAACGAGUACGGGUCCGCACAGGUCUCUGCCGAGCUGUCUGUCAGCGACGUGCGGCCGAGAUUCUUCUCCCCAGUAACCAGCGUGCUGGCAGUGGAGGGAGGUAAAGCCGUGUUACGGUACAGCGCACGGGCCGCACCCACCCCUACCAUCCAGUGGAAGAAAAGCACCUCGAGCUUACAACAAGGCGGCAAAUAUAACAUAACCAGCCAAGGGUACCUUGAGAUCAAUGACGUAUCCAUCAACGAUGCCGGGUUGUACACAGUGUCCGUCAUCAACGAUCUGGGGUCGGCAAGUUCCACGGGGGAAGUCAGGGUCGUCGAUGCCACGGUCAUAACGACAAGCCCCUCAGAUACAACCAUUGAUACCGGAGGACUGAAGACUCUGCGGUGCACAGCGCGCACAGACAGACGUUUGGACGUCACCUACAAGUGGAUGGUCAAUGGCAGAAGACUGGAAGUCAGCGUUAACGCCAGCACCCAGUACUAUGAGAGGGGCUCAAAUGGUGACCUGAUCAUUAAGAACGCGGCCCCCAGUCUGUCCGGGACCUACACCUGCUCAGCUGAAUCAGGUGGUCUCACUGUGCAGGCGUCCUGUAGCGUCACUGUCCAAGGGCCCCGUGGAGCUCCGCUCGGUGUAAAGACUGGGGGGAUGGGUUCGAACUGGGUGGAGUUGCAGUGGUUACCAGUUCCGCAAGGCGCCUCGGCAGUAGAGUACCUCAUCGAAGGUGUUGCGAUCCCGGAGCCAAAGGAUCCUCUUGCACAAGAAGUAUGGGAACAGGUCAAGCGUGGGUCUGUGAGCGGCCUGAGAACAACUAGAGCACUCCCGUCAGGCACGAAGUCAGUCAACAUUUCCGGUCUGAGUUCCAACACGCUGUACAAGUUCCGGGUCAUAGAGCUGAACCCUUACGGCCUGGGUGACCCCAGCAUCCCGACGGGAGAGGUCCGUACUCUACCUGCACCUCCAACAAAGAAACCAGUUGUAGGCGGAGGUGGUGGAAACCGUGAGGACUUACUUAUCACAUGGAAGCCCUUUGAGAUGAGAGACUACGGAGGCCCGGGGUUUGGGUACAGGGUGAUGUUCCGGAGGAGGGGCACCAGUACAUGGGGGACUCAGGAGAUCAAGAGGAAUGAGAGCGUCGCGCUGGCGUCAUUUGUGCACGGUCCUACCCAGUACUACGUACCGUAUGACGUCAAAGUUCAGGCCUUUAAUGACCUCGGCAAUGGUCCGGAGAGUGAUCAGGUCACAGUUUACUCCUCAGGAGGGCCUCCAGGUAGGAUAAACGCGGUCCAGGUUCUGUACACCUCUCACUCAAACGCCACGCUUUCCUUCGGACCACCACAGUACCGGGGCAACCUGCUGUAUUACGUCAUACGGUACUGGAAAUCUAACGAGAGAGCCAACAGUUCGUACGACCCCGUCAACUACCAGGUCGUGCCGAUUGAGCAGGCUCGUGUCAGACCAGUCCGCUAUACCGAACUAGAACCGCUCAACCCGUACCUCUGGCCCAUCCCUGCCGACGAGGAGCCGAGGAGGUACCGACGGAAUCCCGACGACCCACACGUUCGGGUACGAAGAGCCGAAGCCGGGCCCCACUAUGGCGUCGUGACCGGUCUCGCUCCGAAUCAGCAGUACCGGUUUUCGGUCCGAGCCCGUACAGACGGAGGCAGGGGUGACUAUAGUAGAGAGGUGUCAGGUACAACGUUAGCAAACGCCGCACAGUCCAGAGCGGCGGCCGGGGGCCUACUAAACCAACCGUGGCUGCCGACGCUCCUCUGGGUGUUCCUGGCUCUCCUGAUCCUCCUGGCGCUGCUGUGCUGCUGUCUGGGGUGCUACUGGUACAAAAACGUGCGGCCCACCAAGCUGAAAACAAGCAAGAAGCAGAAACCUGCAGAAAUAUCACUGGAUAACAUGUCGACCAACAGAAUGACGCACGCUCAUAAAAAGCAGCUCCUUCGUCACAAACCCAACCUUGUAAAGACGGUAGAUCCGGAACCAGUCAUAACCCAUCUGGUCCAGAAGGAGGUCCUCCCGAAGAGCAUGGCGGGACAGAUCCGGAGCCCUAAGAAGCCAGAAGAAGCGCACGAGAAGCUGCUGACCGUGCUGCCGUCCCGCCCCGACCAAGCCUUCUUCCACUACUGUGAUGCCGUACGGAAACAGGACUCUAGUCUAGCCGAUCAGCUGGAGAGGAAAACACCGUCCAUCAGCUCAAGCGUGGAGAACGGGGUGUUCAGUUCCAUGCCGCUGAAGACGCCUUCCGGGUCAGAGGGCGACAGCAUCAGUAUACACGAUGCUCUUGAGACGAAGAUGAAGUAUGAAGACUUGAACAAUAGUCACUACUCCAUGGAACUGGACCCAACCGGCCCCCGUGCGCGGUCUAAACAACGACUGGUCAGCUCCUCAACAGAAGACGAGCACCCGCCGUCAGUAGUGACUCCAACUUCAUCGUCCGACAAGCACAUAUACGCGGAGGUCAAGGGGAAGAAGGAAUCUAGCAGAAGACCACCUAGUUCUGGACAACAGAACAGAGCCUUCCAGGGCGACGAUACUGGUGGAUUCUACGACGAUACAGAAACGAGUCCCAAAAGCUCCCGAGAACACACCAACGAAGGGUUUGAUGACUACGAGCUGGAUCUUCCACCGUAUCCGGCCAGUCAGAGGGCUAAAUCUAGAUCUGGAUCCAGCCAACAGUCGCCAAGAAGCAGUGAGAGGAUGGAUCUAGAUCUGGUAGACAACCACAGGGGUCGCGCGAAAUCUGGAUCCACUCAACAGUCACCGAUGAGCAUCGAAAAGAUGGAUCUACAACUGGCUGAAGCUGAUCCGGUAGACAUGACACCUCAGUUCGCGGCUCCAUCCUUUGAACCUAGGCCAUCACGGCGACAGGGAUCCCUGGGUCCACCGUUGGGUCCUCCCCCUCCAGUACCUGUCCCCGUGUCAAGGCACACACCUGUAUCAGCACCUGCACCUGUAUCAGCACCUGCACCUGUAUCAGCACCUGCACCUGUAUCAGCAACCGUUCCUAAAUCUGUACCCGAACCUCUAUACUCCACUCCUCCUUCUAUCGAGCCACAUCCGUUCGAGGCUCAGUCGGGACAGAGGGUGACAGCAGAGGACGGGUGGCCUGUUAUCAUUGAGGUCUACGGGCCCGCUGACGAGGUACGAUGGCUGUACGAAGGCCGAGAGUUGCCGAACUGCACUCAGUACCAGCAGGAGUCGGAGUCACCGGAGUGUCACCUGCUGCAUAUCAACGGUGUGAACCGGCAGAACGCAGGCGUCUAUACCUGCCAGGGCACCGUCUACGGGGAGGGCACCGUCUCGUGUGACGUCAUCAUCGAGAUAGCAGGGACUAAGUCCAAGACUGGCUCUUACACAAAUAUGCCGAUCUACGAUGACGACUACAGUCUGCACCCACGUGACGACUAUGACGACCGUGAUCGUCAUUUAUCAUCACAGGUCUAAAUUCGUAAGUGUAUCUUAAGAGCGUGUCACUCGCCGUCAUGACCAGCAGGGGUGUUUGAUUUUAAUUUGCAGAAAUUCUAUGGCGUUCUGUUCAAUUCCUAGAGAUUUCCUUGCCUCAAUGACAAAACAGCAACUUGAGAGGAAUCUGAGAGGAACCUGUUUGUUUUAAUCACAAUGUACAUAGUGGUAACUAUUUCUUAUAAACUGAAUUUGAGUGUACAAAUUGUUAAUCAAAGUCUUCCCAUGACACUGAUUUUACGAUAUCAAAUCUUGUUUUAGUCUUGGUUUAUUGCUUACUAUGAAUAUUAGGUUUAUAUAUUCACAUUUAAUAUUAAUAUUGUAGAAAAGUUGUGUUCAAACUAUAUUAGAAUACAGUGUUCAUUUUAAUAUCUAUUUUCCAUAUUAAAUGAGUGUACUUAAUCAUGUAAUUCGUAAUCAUUCGGUGCCAAUGAUGCGGUCUUCACCACCGCUGCCAUGUGUUGUCGGUUUGUUUUGACUAGACGUCUGUCUGACUGUUUGUCAGAUUAUGAUAUUGUACUUAGAUCACCCACAGACUAGUCAGUGCAAUUUCAAGUUGAUAAGUCUAAUCUCUAUAAAGAGGCACCGGUAUGUGAUUAAUUUUGACUUUGGCUACGACUUCAUUUCGAUCCUUAAUUAGCUUGAUUUAAGGUGGCGGUCAGCCUAACGUUUGCUUAAUUUGUUGCAAUAUUCAUAAACUUAGGCUGUGCUUUACAGCGAUACCAUAUUCUUGAACACAAAUAUAUCAUGAAGUUCAAAUGAUAAUAUGGUGGGGUUAUAUGGUGUAGUAUUUACGAGUCCGGAGAUGCCAUAGUGUAGAUAUUGACAACGUACGUUAAACUGUACAAUUGUAAAGACUCAUUUUCAUGCGCUCAUGCCUAUUUGGAGAAUAAAAUGCUUUUUGACAAUCA
Messenger RNA from Branchiostoma floridae (Florida lancelet), 5745 nucleotides. RefSeq names its product contactin-2-like. The transcript is spliced from 34 exons. The record is from RefSeq and is a predicted model, not a curated record. Gene Ontology annotation, molecular function: cell-cell adhesion mediator activity. Gene Ontology annotation, biological process: axon guidance; dendrite self-avoidance; regulation of apoptotic process. Bases 47 to 4816 code for a protein of 1589 amino acids. Lineage: Eukaryota; Metazoa; Chordata; Leptocardii; Amphioxiformes; Branchiostomatidae. Gene Ontology annotation, cellular component: plasma membrane; axon.